This is a messenger RNA of Ophidiomyces ophidiicola, 2178 nucleotides long. It is a transcript of the gene DAL81, whose product is annotated as Fungal specific transcription factor. Gene Ontology annotation, biological process: DNA-templated transcription. Gene Ontology annotation, cellular component: nucleus. The record is from RefSeq and is a predicted model, not a curated record. The coding region runs from base 1 to 2178 and encodes 725 amino acids. The transcript has 2 exons. Gene Ontology annotation, molecular function: zinc ion binding; DNA binding. NCBI's taxonomy places the organism in Eukaryota, Fungi, Ascomycota, Eurotiomycetes, Onygenales, Onygenaceae.
AUGGCCACUGCUGCCUCGAUCAAUCAGCAACUCCAAACCGCUUUCCCCUGUGAUCCUCUUGUUGAGCCAGCACUCGCCAGCUGCAGUGCAAGCCGCAGGGCCUCCGUCUCCAAUGCAUCCACAGCAUCCCCCUCUCCCGCCGCUAAUGCGUCCAGGACAGCCGGAGCUCCAAGCGCUGCCUGUGACGCAUGCUAUAACAGAGAAUCCCGGUGUGCUUUACAUGGGUCCGUGCAGGAGUGCUAUUCCUGCGAUUUUCGCCGCCAGGAAUGCACCUUUAGGCUUGGUAGCCACCUGGGGAAAAGGAAGCUGGAAGCCUCUGGUCAGGAGAAUGAGUCGAUAAAGAGGCGUGCUCCUAAUGAGUCGACAUCUUCGCCAAUGGCAGCUGCCUCCGAAGCACAGUCGGCGCGUGCUACUCAGACUGAACGCUCGCCCCUCACCACGCAGUAUAUCGGGACAACAACUGAACUAGAGCCAUUCCUUUUAGACUACCUACCUCUUGACCACAAUGGAGAAGGCCAGUUGGCCGCAUCCCACAUUCGCAAGGUUUGCAGUGAUGGGACGUAUGUGCGGAUGAUGGAUAACGCUCAACCAGGACCAGACACUCUGGCUAUCACUGUGGAAACAAUUGAAAAUUUGGUCACCCCUUUCGGCCCAUCUUUGAUUGAAAAGUUUUUUCAAAAUCUUCAUCCCACCUUUCCAAUAUUGUUAGAGGACAAUUUUCGAUCAAUAUAUCAGAAAAAACUAAUACCACCGGUUCUGCUAUCCGCGGUCUAUCUAGUCUCUUUAAAAUGGCUGGAUUCGGGUUCCGGGAUACAAACAUUGCGCAAACCGGAUGCAGCACGUCUGGAGCUCACCGCCCUCAAACUCCUAAACGACUCUAUUACCCGGCCGCAAAUAUGCACCAUACAGGCCGGACUUCUUUUGUCCCAAAAAUCAACUCUCUUCUCAUCCAGACUAAUGUCCCAGCUUGUGACUGCUGCGUUUGAUAUGGGCUUACAUCAGGACUGUUCUCCCUGGAAUAUACCAAACUGGGAGAAAGGUCUUCGAAAAAGGCUUGCCUGGGCUUUAUAUAUUCAGGACAAAUGGUGCGCCCUUGCUCAUGGUCGACCAUCACACAUCUUCGCUCAAAACUGGACUGUUCAAGAACUUUCUUUGGACGAUUUCGAUGACUGCUAUGCAAAUGGCCCGAUUUCCAACGACCCGCCCGCUCACGCCUCUGGGUCUUUGCUCUUUUCCCACCUGAUCACUCUGACCACGAUUCUCUCUGACAUCCUUGACACGUUCUAUACACUUCGUGCCGCCCAAGACUUUGCCAGCGCAGGCGAUCACGCCACCCGCAUCAUCCUUGAACGUGCCAAACCCAUCCAAAUCCGCCUUAAGGAGUGGUUCUCGCGACUUCCACGCGAGCUUAAAAUGGAUUCUUCUCUCAGUCCUAUUGACGAUCAUAACACAGACACUACCGCCAACGGCGGCCUCCAUCUCGCCUACUUUGCCACCGAAAUCACUCUUCACCGUUGUAUCGUCCGUUCCAUUCGCGCUGCGCAUACAGAUGACUACUUAACUCAUAUAUGCCGCUCCGCCGCAAAGACCCGUCUAAUUUCUGCCAUGGACUUCGUCAAUCGACUCCGUCCAAACCACCUGCGUGCCUUCUGGCCAGCAGCCUCACGUACUAACUUCGCACUUAUCGUGGGCUUUGGUAUGCUCUUGCGCGUCACGGCUCAGACAAGGGAAGAGGAAGAAUUCUAUAGUCUGCGGCUAGGCGAGUAUCGGUGGACGCUGGAAGUCAGUAAGCGCCACGCAGCGUUCCUAGGAUGGGUGGUGGAGUGCUUGGAUGUCAUGAGCGGUGUUGUUAGAGAUGUUAGGCUGGAAAAGCCAGUUUUGGAGGAUUAUAUGGCCCAGGUGAGCCCUCCGGACGAUCGUGCACCCCCGCCGCCACCGCCACGGCGGCAUGGCCAAGGUGGUCGUUGGGCGGAUGCGAAGGACGGGGAGGAUGAUGGAGGAUCCAUUAGCGCGAAUAGUUCGACAACCAGGAAGCAGUAUAUGAAGUCCAUUGGCCCAUCGUUGUCGGUGUCUGCGUUGGCAUCUCCGGCUACAUCUGUCUCGGGAGGCAGUCGACGCGGGAGUGCGGUUGUUCCAGCGGAAGAAAGGAAUGUAAUGAAUGUGGCAGACCGGGCGUAA